Calliphora vicina (urban bluebottle blowfly) is the source of this 3681-nucleotide messenger RNA. It is a transcript of the gene Ir64a, whose product is annotated as Ionotropic receptor 64a. The transcript is spliced from 11 exons. Gene Ontology annotation, molecular function: ligand-gated monoatomic ion channel activity. The coding region runs from base 4 to 3681 and encodes 1225 amino acids. The record is from RefSeq and is a predicted model, not a curated record. Lineage: Eukaryota; Metazoa; Arthropoda; Insecta; Diptera; Calliphoridae. Gene Ontology annotation, cellular component: membrane.
UUUAUGAUGGCUCAAACAAAGUAUAAAUAUUUUAAUAAGAAAAUAAAAAUGAUGUUGCUGCUUUUAAUAUUAAUGUGGUCAUUAAUGGGGCAACAUGUUUAUGGUAAAUCAUCAACGUAUGAUAUUGGUAUUGUGACUGCUGCUGCUGAUGCUGCCCGUACUACUAUUGCUGAUGUUGCGGCGGAUGAUGCUGUUUAUGAUGAUACUAAUGGCAUCAGGGACACGAUACAAGAAAAUAUUGUAAAAAUACCAACGACAAACGAUGCAAAGAAAGCAAUGGCAACAACAACAAAUACAACAGCCACUGAGAAUAAAGACAAGAAUAACAAUACCAACACGAUUUAUGGCCAUAUUAAUGAAAACGAUAAUAAUUCCAAUAAAUUGCCACAAAAUGUAGCAGCAAAAAGAGACCAACAACAGUCAAAUAUGAUGUAUAGGAACAUGAAAAUGCCAACAGCAGCAUCAGCAGCAGCCCUAUUGCCAUCAUCAUCAUCAUCAAUAUCAACAAUGUCUGCAGCGGCAACAACAAUGCCACCAACAGAGUCAUUGGCGAUGCCAAAAGAUCAAUUAAAUAAAAUAACAGAGUCUGAAAUCCCAAAGAGCAAUGAGAAGGACAACAAAAACAUCAACAACAACAAACCGGAAGAGAGCAUAGAAUCGAAAAUGUCAACGUUAAAAGAUAAUGAUACGAGUAACAACAUAGCUGGUGGAAACAGUAGCAAAGUUUUAAAAAACAAUAUAAAUGACAAAACAACUGAUUCAUACCAGAAUGAAACAAGCGCGGUUGAUGGUGCUGAGGAGAAAGAUACAAAUGAAGAUGACCCUGAAAUCAAUAAUGAAAACUCAGACAACUUUAAUACAUUCGAUUCAGCAGCCCAUGCCCAACAAAUGUUUAUAACGGAAUUUGCCUUGAAAUUCAAACAAAUACCACGAGUGACAUUUUUCACCUGCAAGGAACCAGCUGAAACAACUUCCGAACAAUCAGAUGCUAAAACUACUAAAAAUAACUACAAUAGACAUACAGACAUGAAUAUGGACAUGGUGGAAUUUGUACGACGCAUGUUUACUCCGGAAGCCGAAAGUGAAGUGCCCAAUUCUCCAAGUCUUAUGAUGAAGGUUGUUUUAAUUGAUCAUUUACUAAAUAAGAAAAGUGCGAGUUCAAGCAAUACCCCAACACGUGUAGGAUUUGGUAGGCCUAGUCCUUUUGGUGCGGCUGCUGCUAGUGGUCCAGCUACACGUAAUACAUUCACCAAUGCUAAUUGGUUAGAGCAGAUCUUAAAGCCGGAACCAUUUCGUCAAAUUGUGGUUUUGGAUUUAGCUUGCGGAGGAGCUAGUCGUCGUCUGCUGGAUAUGGCCUCAAAUAAGGCUUUUUUUAACUCCAUGUAUCAUUGGUUGUUGUUGAAGGAUUAUGUAUUUAAUCGACAAACUGAAAUCGAUGAUGCGGAUGAUAUAGAAAGCAAGAUGAACAGUUACACUGGUAAAAGCUCCAAGGAGGAAAUUGUCAACGGCAGCUACAAUGCUACAAUGAUGCUACAAGUUAAAAAAUUAUCCACAUACCCAUCGGAUGUUGUUGGCGCCUCCACAUCCGGUUCUGGCAUACAAAACAAAGUCACACCAACCACUUUAGCCUCAUCCUCAUCCGCAUCCACAUCAAAGUCGUCUUUGGCAGGUAAUCGCCAGCAACAGCAACAGCGUAUCGUAGACGAAAAGUUGACUACUGCUUCUUCUUCUACAAAUGCCAGUCGUGCUGGGGUAACAGAUGAGGAUGACAUAGAGAUUAUUGAAAAGUUCCUUGAAAAACUCAACAUCAAUAUAAAUACAGAGUUAAUAUUGGCAAAACGACGUAUGCGUGCCACUACGCCACCUAUCUUCCCCUCAGCAUCACUAACAAACUUUACAUCAACAGAGUCGGAUGAUUAUAAUACACUUCAAAAGAUGGAUUACUACUUGUUAUACGAUGUUUGGAAUCCAGGUCUGCAGUAUGGCGGCGAAUUGAAUAUGACCGAAAUUGGUUAUUUCACACGUAAGGGGGGCUUUGAAGUGGCCGACUGGUACCGAACUACUUCGACGACAUUGAGACGCCUCAAUAUGGAUUUGGCUAAAGUGCGAUGUUUAGUAGUGAUUACCAAUAAAAAUCACACUGGUACUUUGGAGGAAUACUUGACGACACACUAUGAUACACAUUUGGAUUCCAUGAAUCGUUUCAAUUUUGCUCUAUUAACGCAAGUCAGAGAUUUAUUUAAUUUCAGUUUCAUUUUGUCGAAGACCGCCACCUGGGGUUAUUUGAAGAAUGGCAAAUUUGAUGGCAUGAUUGGUGCUUUGACGAGAAAGCAGGCGGAUAUUGGGGGAUCACCGAUUUUCUUUCGUAUCGAACGUGCCAAAGUGAUUGAUUACACAUCGAGAACAUGGGUGGCCAGACCUUGCUUCAUAUUUCGACAUCCUCGAAGCACGAAAAAGGAUCGUAUUGUUUUUCUGCAGCCAUUUACUAAUGAUGUUUGGGUUUUUCUGGCCGUAUGUGGUUUCAUAACUAUAGUUCUGUUGUGGGUUUUAACAAGUUUGGAGCGUAAAUUUGAUCCCGAGGAUUUUGAUGCAAACACUGGUACUGAUAUGAAAGCAUUUCAAAGGCUUAUGAGUGCUGUUUCGGGGCACAAUCAAGAGGAACAUGAAGUGGUUGCGGUUAAAGGUGGCGGUUUUCAAAGAUGGUUUGUGCGCUGGGGUGGCCUAUUUUGUGGUCAGAAUAUGGGUGACGAUAAGUCCAGGCAUCGCGUUGGUUUGUUUUUUGAGUCUCUGCUGUUUUAUAUUGGGUCAAUAUGUCAACAGGGCUUGUCUUUUUCGACAUUUUUCUUUUCGGGCCGCUGCAUUGUUAUUACAUCUUUGAUGUUUUCCUUUUCCAUUUAUCAAUUUUAUUCGGCCAGUAUUGUGGGCACUUUGCUAAUGGAAAAACCCAAAACUAUACGCACUUUAAGAGAUUUAAUACACAGCAAUUUGGAGAUUGGCGUUGAGGAUAUCGUUUAUAAUCGGGAUUAUUUUUUGCGCACCAAAGAUCCUGAUGCCCAGGAAUUGUAUGCUAAAAAAGUAACAAGUGUUCCAACCACAGGAGAUACGGGUUUUGUGGAUGCACCACCCGAUAACGUUGCCUUGCCCACACAAAUGGUUGAGAUGACUGAUGCCCAAAAGGCAAAAGCUUAUCGUGAUAUACUGCACAGUCAUGAGACGGGUGCCCAUGCUAAAACCAAUGAGGCCUCCAACUGGUAUGAUCCCGAUUUUGGGGUGGGCAAAAUAAAGAAGGGACGUUUUGCUUUUCAUGUGGAUGUGGCAACGGCAUACAAAAUCAUCGCCGACACCUUUAGCGAGAAGGAGAUUUGUGAUUUAACCGAAAUACAAUUAUUUCCCCCUCAGAAAAUGGUCAGCAUUGUUCAGAAGGGCUCACCCUUGAGGAAAGUUAUAACAUACGGAUUGCGACGUGUCACUGAGGUGGGUCUAACAGAUUAUCAACGUAAAGUUUGGCAUUCGCCCAAACCACGUUGUGUUAAACAAUUGCACACCGAUGAUUUAAGGGUUGAUAUGCAAACAUUUUCAUCAGCUCUGUUGGUUCUUAUCUUUGGUUAUGCAGUCAGUCUGUUGAUUUUAAGUUUAGAGAUUGUGCACUUUAAACUGUGGAAACGAUAUACGACAACAUAA